UCGCUGUUCGCCGUGGUGACGUCAACUGGAGCACGUGGUUUUGUUGUUGCAGGAAGUAAAGAUGGCGGAUCAGCCGUUGCUUGCCGAGUCUGUGCUCGGGUGGUCUAUUUUCACCUGUAUACUUCUGGGGAUCCUGGCUUUCUGUUGGGUCUACAUUCGGAAAUUUCAAAGUCGGCAGGAGAGUGAAGUUGUUUCCACUAUCACGGCAAUAUGUGCACUGGCCAUUGCUUUGAUAACUUCCGCACUCCUACCAGUGGAUAUAUUCCUGGUCUCAUUCAUGAAGUAUCCCAAUGGUACCUACAAGGAAUGGGCGGCAAACAAUGGCACAAGAGGACAAAUUGAAGACACUGUGCUGUAUGGAUAUUACACACUUUACUCCAUCAUACUACUCUGUGUCUUCCUAUGGAUCCCCUUUGUGUAUUUCUACUAUGAAGAAAGGGAUGACGACAACGGGAACAAAUGCUCGCAAGUGAAGAACGCUCUGAAGUACACGUUUGGGUUUGCUGUUGUCUGCGUAGUGCUCCUUUUAAUUGGAGCCUUUGUUCCCCUCGAGCCUCCACCUGGUCAGAAUUCCACCCAAUGGGAGAAAGUUCAAUACCUUUUUGAAGAGCUUGGAAGUAGUCAUGGUCUACCUGCUCUGUCUUUCUCCAUAAGCUCCUUGACCUUGAUUGGCAUGCUGGCAGUGAUAACCUACACGGCCUACGGUAUGUCUGUGCUGCCUUUGAAUCUGAUAAAAGGGACACGGAGCGUUGUGUAUGAACGUCUGGAGAACACAGAGGACAUCGAUGAUGUCGAGCACCAGAUAGAAAAGCUGAAAUCCAAGUGUAAAGAUGGACGUCCCCUCUCCUCAAGGGACAGACACAACCUGCAGGAGCUGGAGGGCAAACUGCAGGUCCUCCAACGCAGGGGGAGACACUUAGAAAUUGCAGAGAGGAACUGCUGCACUAAAGUGGGAAGAGCUCUCAGACCGCUCAAGAUAUUGCUGGGCAUUUUCUUUAUCCUGGUUGCACUGCUUUUGAUCGUUGCCUUGUUCAUUUCAAAUUUGGAUAAAGCUCUCCACUCUGCAGGCAUCAGCUCAGGGUUCAUCAUCUUCGGCACCAACCUAACCAAUCCUCUGAAUGAACUUUUAUUAGCCUUACAACCUGUUUUUCCAUUGGAUUACAUCCUGAUCACAGUCAUCACCAUGUACUUUGUGAUCACCUCCAUGGCUGGCAUUCGCAACAUGGGCAUCUGGUUCUUCUGGAUGCGGCUGUACAAAAUCAGACCCAAGAAAACUCGCCCGCAGGCUCUUCUCUUCCUCUGUAUGAUCCUUCUCUUGAUUGUCCUUCACACCAGCUACAUGAUCUACAGCCUGGCCCCACAGUAUGUCAUGUAUGGCAGCCAGAACUACCUUGUACAGAGCAAGAUGCCCACAGCUGGUUCUACAUCUGGGAAUGCUACUUUUGGCACAACAAGGACCUGUGAUGCUGAUGCGCCUGAGGACGAGUGCACUGUGACAAGAUCCUAUCUUUUCCUGCAUAAGUUCUGGUUCUUCAGCACCAUCUAUUACUUUGGUAACUGGGCCUUUAUCGGGGCCUUCCUCAUUGGCCUGGUGGUGUCCUGCUGCAGAGGGAAGAAGUCUGUGAUUGAAGGCGAGGUGGAGGCUGAUGACUCGGACUUAAGUGAUGAUGAAUAUGUGCACUGAAAAGCAGCAUUUGCUCUGACGGGUUUGUAGCUAUUCCUACAAUCAUUUGAAAGGAAUAGAAAGUACGAUUCGAUAAACGAAUAAAUGGCGGUCAGUUAUCUGUCAUAAUUUAAUUUAUUGGUUUUAAGGAGUUAUUGCAGUGGUGUUUUGAGUAUUCUGGCCUUUGUUUUGAGUUGCAACAUCCUGACCCUUAAUGGGACCUCUGAGACUGGUUGUUGGGUGUUUCUCAAUAUUCAAUAGUCUCAAGUCGUCAAUAUUGCAAUUCUGGGAGUGUCCUUCAACCUUAUGUUACCUUGAGAAUCAACCUACCAACAGUUUAAAAACAGAUAUGGACGUUUUCUACUGAAGAAGGCAGCAUACAUGGUCAUAAACCCCUGCAAGACUUCAUGUCCUAAGAUUUAGUUGGAGUUUAGACAUAAACGUACUAUUUACGUACUCUAAGCACUUUCUAUACCCUUUUAACGGUGACUAAACAACAAUAUAUCUUUUAAGAUAAAAUACUACAGAUUACAAACUGUACUGCUUUAUGUUCUUUCUGACAAGCUUUUUGGUAUAAGAUAAUGAGUACAUGUCUUGACUUUAGUUACCUUUUCAACGUUUGUUUUGAUUUAUUCUGUCUCAGGUUAAAGUAUUCGGUUGGCUGCUUUUUCCCCAGUAAUUAGUCAAGACCAUCAUUUAAGUGAAUGUUGCUGUACUUGCAUACCUGCACUGUGUGAAAUGUUAAGGGCCAAUUGCAGUUGUUGUGUUUUCCAUGUUUCAGUUGAUCUUAGUUUUUAAUUAAAUGGGUUUAACAUAAUUUGGGGGUUUGAAGAACAUGAUACAUCUAAACAUGACAUUAUAAAUUAUAAAGUGUGUCAUUUUUCUUCAAUAAAGGAGUGCUUCCUCUUUGUUGGUCUUUAGUUCAUCAACAGUCUUGUUUAUUUUAAUCUCAUUGAAUUUAAUAGUCUAAAAACUGCUCAUUUAAUCAACAAAUUGAGGGAAAAUAUGAAUGUGAAUGUCUGUGCCUCAUGAAUGUGCUGCACUAUGAUGGGCACACGCUCUUGUACAUGCUACCCCAUUAAAUUGGCCUCACAGAAAUCUUCCCAAACCUCACAAGUUUGGGUUUUUCUUUGAGAUAAAAGUCUGGGGGCAGCAGGAUAUGAGUUUACUCGAUGAGCUGGAGUUUUGGUUCACCUGUAAUGGGUUGAUAUGCAGUGUUGGAAGUCGUGUCAAUAUUUAAUGGUACCUGUAUUUAAAGAAAUAAAACCAUUUCAAACACAC
Pungitius pungitius (ninespine stickleback) is the source of this 2944-nucleotide messenger RNA. RefSeq names its product LMBR1 domain containing 1 (gene lmbrd1). Gene Ontology annotation, cellular component: lysosomal membrane. Bases 62 to 1684 code for a protein of 540 amino acids. The record is from RefSeq and is a predicted model, not a curated record. NCBI's taxonomy places the organism in Eukaryota, Metazoa, Chordata, Actinopteri, Perciformes, Gasterosteidae. The transcript has 16 exons. Gene Ontology annotation, biological process: protein localization to lysosome.